Molecule: messenger RNA, 2970 nt
Organism: Aspergillus alliaceus
Lineage: Eukaryota; Fungi; Ascomycota; Eurotiomycetes; Eurotiales; Aspergillaceae
Gene: fluG
Product: extracellular developmental signal biosynthesis protein FluG
Exons: 2
Coding region: 160-2748 (862 amino acids)
Molecular function (GO): hydrolase activity; glutamine synthetase activity
Source: RefSeq, a predicted model, not a curated record
UAUACCCCUCGGUCGUCUGUCCGGUCGACAUUCUUCUGUCGGUCACUACAUUCCCUAGCUACUUCUUGUGAUGAACCAUAUUUUCAUAUACCUCUAAUUACGGCCUCUCUCCGUUAAAAUCUACCUAAUCAUAAUAACCAAUCUUUACUUAAUCAAAUCAUGGACCUUACGUCUUUGCAAUCGUUGAUUCACACUCAUCCCCUUAUUGACAACCAUGCCCAUAACCUCCUUACGCGGGAUGCCGCCUGCAACUACGCCAAGUAUCCCUUUGAACAGAUUACCUCAGAGGCCCAAGGUGCCGCCCUGCGCAAUGCCCCCUCCACAUUACCACUACACCGUGCCACCUCGCAGCUCGCCGCACUCUACCGCUGUCCCCCAGACUGGGAUCAUGUCAAGGCAGCGCGUGAUGCAUGGGUGCAGCGGGACUAUGACGGCCUGAUUCGCGAAUGUUUGCAGGGCACGCAUACCUUGCUUCUGGACGAUCUCCUUACUGACCAAGAUAUCGAGUCCUACGAAUGGCAUGAUCGCUUCACCACAGCCCAGACGAAACGGAUCGUGCGGAUCGAAAUAUUGGCUGCCCAAACAAUAUCCUCCUUGAUGCGCGAUGACCUCCGGUCCCAGGAAGGUGACCCCUCGGUGCUCCGGGACCGAUGGGAUAAGUUCCGUGAGGGUUUUAGGCGGCGUAUCGCCGGGGCGAUCGGAGACCCCGCAGUGGUGGGGUUCAAGUCGGUGAUUUGCUACCGAACUGGGCUUAACGUCCAGCCCACCGAGGAUGACGAUGAUACCCUUCUGUUAGAAUCAUUUGCGCGUACGGUUCGCCAAGGACAGGGGUCUGCGUACCGAGUGGAGGAUAAGCGGCUCAAUGACUGGGUCGUGCGCCAGACGCUCAAUCACCUGCAGGCCGCUAAGAACGUCUCGGCCUCGGCCCCCAACAAACCGCUGCAGCUGCACACUGGACUGGGCGAUAACGACAUUGACCUGGUGCUCUCCAACCCGGCCCACCUGCAAUCGCUGAUCGCCCAAUACCCCGACGUAGAUUUCGUAUUGUUGCAUUCCUCUUAUCCUUACACGCGAGAAGCUGGGUAUUUGGCCUGUGUAUACCCCAAUGUCUACCUGGACCUGGGGGAGGUCUUUCCCAUGGUAAGUCGCGAUGCGCAGGAGUCUAUUUUGCGCGAAAGUCUGGAUAUCGUGCCCACCACACGCCUUCUGUGGAGUACCGACGGCCAUUUCUUCCCGGAGACCUUCUACUUGGCCAACAAGCAGUUCCGCGAUGUGAUGGAGACGGUCUUCGUGGAUUACGUUCACAAGGGCGAUUUUACUGUCGACCAGGCGAAACAAGCAGCCGCCGACAUUCUCUUCCACAACUCUAACCGCGCUUACAGUCUCAAUGAGAAGCUCGCCUAUGACGCUCCGGUAUUAGUGAACGGAGUCUCCCCUUCGUCGACUGGCACCCUCGACACCUUCAUGCGGAAUAACCCCGAUGUCAAGUAUAUUUGGAUGCAAUUCAUCGACUACACGAACACGACCCGGGUUCGGAUAUUUCCCGUCGCCGAGUUCGCCAAGAUCGUACGCAAGCAACGUCGUAUUGGCAUCUGUCUGUGCACCCAAUUGAUGCUGCAGGACGACAGCAUUGCACCGGAAGGGUCGGUCACGGGCCAAUUUUACAUGGAGCCGGACCUAUCCUCUCUCUGCCGCAAUGUGGGGAUCAACUCGAAGAGUGCUACGGUAAUGACCUACUGGAAGACCGAGGAAGGCGCCCCAUUGCCGGGCUGUCCCCGAACAACCCUCCAACGGGUGACCAACAAUCUGCGCGAGCAUGGAAUCGAGGUCAAAUGUGGCUUCGAGAUUGAAGUCAUCUUCCUGAAACCCACGACCAAUGCCUCGGGCGAAACCGAAUAUGUCCCCGUAGUCCAGAACCACUCGUGGUCCCAAAUGACCAGGGAUACCCGGACGAUGGUUCCCUUGCUGGAGGAGAUUGUGGACUCCCUCGCAUCCGUUGGAAUCCAUCUAGAACAAUUCCAUGCCGAGUCUGCACCGGGUCAAUUCGAGUUCGUCUUGCCGCCAGGCUCGCCCAUCACUGCGGUGGACACUCUGCUCAAAGCGCGCCAGAUUGUCACCUGCGUGGUUGAGCAGCAUGGACUCCGCGCCACGCUCCACCCCCGUCCCCUCCCCCACGCCGCAGGCUCGGCGUCUCACGCACACGUCUCCAUCUCGCCGCCUACUCACGAAGUCUCCUUCCUGGCCGGCAUCAUGCGCCAUUACCCAGCUCUGGCGGCAUUCACCUUGUCUCAGGAUGUCAGCUACGACCGCGUCAAGUCAGGUCUCUGGGCCGGCAGUGAAUGGGUGACUUGGGGCACCCAGAACCGCGAAACCCCCAUCCGCAAGAUCUCCCCAGGCCACUGGGAAAUCAAAACUUUGGACGGACUGGCAAACAUGUACCUCGCCAUGGUUGCCUUCCUCGCGGCGGGUUACUUAGGUGUCAAGGAGAACCUCCCUCUGACGAACAAAGACUGUAUCCACGACGCAGCCAAACUCCCACCGUCCGAGCGCGAAGCCCUAGGAAUUAUCACUCAACUCCCCAAAUCCAUGUCUCAAAGUCUAGACGCGCUAGACGCGGACUCCGCUCUGCAGAGCGUCAUCGGCGAAACCCUUGUUAAGAAUUAUACCAUCGUCAAGCGCAUCGAGAGUAAACGUCUCCUUGACAUGGACGAGACCGUCAAACGGAACUGGCUUAUUGAGCGUUAUUAGUUGGCUUUUCAUAUAGAUACCAUUUAACUGGUGGCGUUGCAUACGGGGCAUUUUUCCAAAAGGCGUGCGUUCUUGUCUCAUGAUACACUCCAAAUCUUUUAGGUUUUAUGUUACCAAUGAUACCUUGUCUCUUCUUGCAUGAUUAUUUUUUUUGUUGGCAUAUCUAUAGCUCAACUAAGGACAUUGAUGGGCAAGUCGCUGCGUACAAUUUUGUAGUUCCAU